AUGGACGUUGCGCGCGAUAGCGGAUCGGGUACGCCGGUUGAUGGAGUAUUGCAUCCAGAUGGCAUCGACCCUGAUACGGCAGAACACGCUAUCUACCGCGACCCAUACACCGGUCACCAGCGCGAGAUCUGGAAACCAGGCGAUGGCGAUGGAGAUCAGGCUACAGACUACUUCGACCGCGUCGGUCCGCCACUGCCCAUGGAGCAGCGUUGGCGUCUCUUCCAGUCCGACAUUGGCAAGCUCACCAUCAAGAACACCCCACCACGCUUCGUCCUGCUUGACGAUCGCGCUGCCUGCGAUGUUCUCGAGUCCGACAUUCAGCGUGCCAAGCUGACUCAGAACUGGCCGCACGACUUCGGUGGACCCGGCAAGAUCCGAUCACGUCGUCCUCAUCGCGGACGCAGCGCCCUCACCACUGACAACCCCUUCGCCGAGGGCGAUGCUCGGUUCAAAACCACUCUGCCUGGAGGCAAGGGAGAUGUCUACAUAUUCACUGGCGAGAAGGACUAUCAGCCUAUCGUCUACCGCUACACACUUCCAACACUGAAGCCGAAGCCGAAGAAGAAGCGCAAGCCAGAACCUGGUGACAUCGACUACAAUCCACGUGGCCAUGGGCACAACCAGUACACCCCAAAAGACCUGAUGGUCAAACAUGGUGCUGCAACGUUCAGCCUCAAGAAGAAAGAUGAUGACCCCUACGCACGUACACCUCGCAUCUACCCAGCCGUCAAUCGUCCUUCGGAAUUGCAGAAACCCGUCGCUCGUUCUCCGUGGCGAGGUUCUGACGAGGGCGCUGGUUCAUCGAUUCCGCGGGAGGCUUACAAGCGGCCAAAGCUGGAUGAUCAAGCAGGAGAGCUGGACUACAGUGAUGAUGAUAUGAUCGGUACAGGUACUGACAACGCCGCAUACACGGCGCCAAUGCAGUCGAGCCGUGGCGCAGCCAAGAGUGCCUUCGGCCUCGAUGACUCUUCCGACGAUGAGUUCCCGGUGCGUCGUCCAGCUGCUAGUCCCCAGCAGAUCGACCAACCCUUUGAUCCCAAGGAGGUACCGCCAAACAUGGGCUACAUCGAGCGCAAUACUUACAAGCAGAAGCUUGAGACUCGGGCCAUCGACAAGAUCCGAAGUCAGGAAGACGUAACACGUCUUGCGAAGGAGGUGGCCGACGCAAAUGUCAAGCUAGGUGAGCAAUUACGCGAGAACGAGCGUCAAGCUAAAGAGAUUAGCCGUCAAGUAAGGGAGCUUAGUGCUCUCAAAUCCGAUCUAGAGGCAACUCAAGACGUGGCAAGGGAGGUCGAUGAGGCAAAUGCCAAGGUGCAAGAGCUGGAGGCAAAGGUCAACGAACAGCAAGUGGAGAUUGAGCAGGUCAGAGGAGAGAAGUUCGAGGUGCAGACGAGAAUCUUGAGACUCGAGCAGGAGCUUGAGAACGUGAAGACGGGUCAAUGGUGA
Molecule: messenger RNA, 1446 nt
Organism: Fulvia fulva
Lineage: Eukaryota; Fungi; Ascomycota; Dothideomycetes; Mycosphaerellales; Mycosphaerellaceae
Exons: 3
Coding region: 1-1446 (481 amino acids)
Source: RefSeq, a predicted model, not a curated record